Messenger RNA from Erythranthe guttata (spotted monkey flower), 485 nucleotides. Lineage: Eukaryota; Viridiplantae; Streptophyta; Magnoliopsida; Lamiales; Phrymaceae. The record is from RefSeq and is a predicted model, not a curated record.
ACGCAGGAAUAGUAGCUCAACCAAUGAUGUUGGUAGGAGUGGUGAAGAUAGACCUGUCUGUGGAAGAUUCCGCCAGUGGCGGCAUAGUGGCUAGUCGCCUGUAUGGGCCGGGCUGCAGCGGUAGCGAGCCAUUUUUUGUGCCGAGGGAGCCGGAAAAUCCAUCUGCAGAAGAAGACGAUGGUUAUUUAGUGGCAUAUAUACACGAUGAGAAUAAUCAAGAAUCCAUGUUUUUAGUAAUGGACGCUAAAUCGCCCACUCUCGAAACUGUUGCUGCUGUAAAGUUACCUGGCAGAGUGCCCACAGGCUUCCAUGGCCUCUUUAUAAAGGAAAGUGAUCUCAACAAACUAUGAGAUUCUUUAGAGGAUUUUUCGAUGGAGAUCAUUGUCCUCGUGUAUAAGUGGGGCCUAUGCGAACGAGCAAUGUCAUCUCUCAAAUGUUGAAUACUUUUUAUAUAUUUAAAGAAACGAGUUGAAGAUUUUUGUCAA